AUGUGGCUGCAGAAUUUACUUUUCCUGGGCAUUGUGGUCUACAGCUUCUCAGCACCCACUCGCUCACCCAUCCCUGUCACCCGGCCUUGGAAGCAUGUAGAGGCCAUCAAAGAAGCCCUGAGCCUCCUGAAUGAUACGCCUGUUACAGUGAAUGAAGAGGUAGAAGUCGUCUCUAAUGAGUUCUCUGCCAAGAAGCUAACAUGUAUGCAGACCCGCCUGAAGGUAUACGAGCAGGGUCUACGGGGCAAUUUCACCAAACUCAAGGGUGCCUUGAACAUGACAGCCAGCUACUUCAAGACGUACUGCCCCCCAACCCCGGAAGAUGACUGUGAAAUACAAGUCAUCACAUUUAAGGAUUUCAUAGACAACCUUAAAAACUUUCUGAUUGAUAUCCCCUUUGAAUGCUGAAAACCAGUCCAAAAAUGAGGAGGCCCAGGCCAGCUCUGCAUCCAGCUUCUCAGACUGCUACUUUUGUGCCUGCGUAAUGAGCCAGGAACUCAGGAUUUCUGCCUUAAAGGGACCAAGAGAUGGAGCACAGCCACAGUGGGGGGCAGUAUAGCCCUCUGAAAAUGGUGACUCAGACCGGACAGCUGAAAACAAACAAGAGAUAAU
This is a messenger RNA of Apodemus sylvaticus (European woodmouse), 612 nucleotides long. It is a transcript of the gene Csf2, whose product is annotated as colony stimulating factor 2. The record is from RefSeq and is a predicted model, not a curated record. The transcript is spliced from 4 exons. Gene Ontology annotation, biological process: immune response; myeloid cell differentiation. NCBI's taxonomy places the organism in Eukaryota, Metazoa, Chordata, Mammalia, Rodentia, Muridae. Gene Ontology annotation, molecular function: growth factor activity; cytokine activity; granulocyte macrophage colony-stimulating factor receptor binding. Bases 1 to 408 code for a protein of 135 amino acids. Gene Ontology annotation, cellular component: extracellular region.